Zerene cesonia (dogface butterfly) is the source of this 2059-nucleotide messenger RNA. RefSeq names its product general transcription factor IIH subunit 1 (gene Tfb1). The transcript has 11 exons. Lineage: Eukaryota; Metazoa; Arthropoda; Insecta; Lepidoptera; Pieridae. The record is from RefSeq and is a predicted model, not a curated record. Gene Ontology annotation, cellular component: transcription factor TFIIH holo complex; transcription factor TFIIH core complex. Gene Ontology annotation, biological process: nucleotide-excision repair; transcription by RNA polymerase II; transcription by RNA polymerase I. Bases 275 to 2038 code for a protein of 587 amino acids.
GAUAAUUUUGUCAAACGGAAGAUUCAUGAAACGAAUAAAUGAUUGUAGGCAAAUGCAACUUGAACCUUAAUAAAGUUGUGUAUUAUUGUUAUUAUAGAUAAAAACGAAAUAUAAUCAAUGUAGCUUCGUGUUAUGAUACAUUUGAAUUAUUUCAUAUAUUUUUCAAUAAUUUUGUGAAAAUUCAGUGUCUAUGCCAAGGACGAAAGAACAAUUUUUGACUCGUUUCAAAGUGAAAACUGAUUUCUGUCUAGCAAAAAUUAAAACAUAUUAAAUCAUGACUACUUCGUCCGAGGACGUUUUACUUAGUGUAAAUCAUGUGAGGUACAAAAAAGGUGAUGGAACUCUAUACGUGAUGAAUCAAAGACUGGCCUGGAUGUUGGAGAAUCGGGACACUGUGGCUGUCUCACACAAAUAUGCUGAUAUUAAAACUCAAAAGAUAUCUCCCGCCGGUAAACCCAAAGUGCAAUUACAAGUAGUGCUCCACGAUGGCACAUGUUCCACGUUCCACUUCGUCAACCCGGCAGGAGCGGAUGCUCAGGCAAAGGAUCGCGAUCAGGUGAAGAUGCUGUUACAGAACCUGCUACCUAAAUUUAAACGGCAGAUUGAUGGGGAGCUAGAAAUGAAAUCUAGAUUAUUAUCAUUGCAUCCUGUUCUAAAGCAUUUAUAUGAAGACUUAGUUAUAUCAAAAGUAAUUAAUAGUGAAGAGUAUUGGAAUACACCAACUCUUAAACAUUAUACAGAAUCUACUAAUAUAAAACAAGAGGCUGGUGUUUCCGGAGCAUUUUUAGCAGACAUUCAACCGCAGACCGAUGGCUGCAACGGACUGAAAUAUAAUCUUACGCAAGACAUAAUAGACGCAAUAUUCAAAACAUACCCGGCUGUAAGGAAGAAACACAUAGACUAUGUUCCCAACAAAAUGACAGAAGCGGAAUUUUGGACCAAGUUUUUCCAGUCACAUUAUUUUCAUAGGGAUCGCAUAGCAUCGUCUUCAAGUAAGGAUCUGUUUGGGGAAUGUGCAAAAAUGGAUGAUCAGGCAAUUGCAUCUGCUAUGAAACACACUACAUUGGAUCUUACGGUCGAUUUACCGCAAUUCACGGAGCCGAUACCACUACUACCUGAAGAUGAUACAGUAGAGAAGGAGAAAGACAGUAAUUCAAUACACCGCAGUAUGAUAAAGAGAUUUAACCAACACUCUAUAAUGGUGCUAAAAGCUAGUCAAAAGGCAAAUAAUAGUAAUAAUUCAAGCAAUAAAUCAACUAAUAACAAUAAAGUAUUGGAAAACGGCAUCAAAGAGACGAACGGAGUGGACAAGAGACAUGCGGAUGAUUCUGAGCCGGUUGAUAAAAAGAGACGGAUAUUAGAAAAGAUACAUUAUGAGGACCUCGACGAUACGGGCGAUAGUAAUAGUGCGCAGGAGUUGAAAUUGACUAAAGUAGAAAGAUAUUUAUUAGGUCCAUCUUCACAAAUCAGCAACUCCACUUCGAAUACCAACAAUCCACCUCCGUUGUCUGCCUUGGCAUCUAUAUGUCAGGCGUGGAGCAACGGGCAGCAGUGCGCGCGGCCCGUGCGGCUGGGCGCGGCGGCCGCGGUGGGCGCGCUGGGCGAGCUCAGCCCGGGCGGCGCGCUCAUGCGGCACCACCACGCCGCGUGCAUGGCGCAACUGAUCCCCGCGGACGUCAAAUCCGAACUGGGCCGCAUCUACCUGUCGGGCGGGGAGCUGCUGCGCGAGCUGUGGCGCAGCUUCCCGCAGCCGGGCGCGGGCGGCGCGGGCGGCGCGGGGGGCGGGGCCGGCGCCGGCGGGCCGGGGGGCGGCGGGCCGGGGGGCGCGGGGGAUGCGGAGGAGAGCGCGGCCAAGGCGGACAAGUUCUACGAGGCGCUGCUGAGGUUCAGGAACGUGAAGCUGAGGCCGUUUGAGGAAAAAAUGCUCCGCGAUUUAACGCCGCUAGCGACAUCUCUGACCCGGCAUAUGAAUCAAAUGAUCGACGCCGCGUGCAGCAAAUACGCGCUCUGGCAACAAAGACAAGCCAAACUUAGAUAGUACUCGCACAAUUUGUAAAUC